Molecule: messenger RNA, 618 nt
Organism: Octopus sinensis (East Asian common octopus)
Lineage: Eukaryota; Metazoa; Mollusca; Cephalopoda; Octopoda; Octopodidae
Product: myelin gene regulatory factor-like A
Exons: 2
Coding region: 1-618 (205 amino acids)
Source: RefSeq, a predicted model, not a curated record
AUGAGCAAUACAAAUAGAGAAAAUAUCGGGAAUGAAGAUAACAUUGAUAUCUAUAACAGCAAUAUACAUUCGGAUAUAAAUACAAGCAAUAAUAGUAGCAAUACCAAUAAUGUUGAUAAUUAUGAUAUGGCUAUAGAGCUAAAUGAUAGUGUAAACGGAUCGAUUAAUGGUAACACAGCUUUAGAGAACAACAUUACCUAUAAUAACGAUAAUUAUACUCAUAAUAAUCUGAAUAGCAGCAAUAUGAGAUAUCUAUCCUUAAAUAAUUCUAAAUCUGAAGAUUAUCCCCCUAGGUGUAAUUGUAGGAUUAAGUCAAAAUGCCCGGCACCUGGUCUGUGUGGGGCCCAUAACGUAAUCUAUAAAUGCACUAUAACUACUGAGAAUAGCAAAUUUCUUUAUUUGGGUUGUACUAUAAAAUUUAAGCAACGAGUUAGCAAUCAUAUCUCCUCAUUUAAGUUACGUCAUAAAGCUGGUUGCACCACACUUUCCAGUAAGAUCUGGGAACUCAAAGAUAAUAAUAUUAAAUAUAACCAUAAAUGGGAAAUAGUUAGAAAUAACAGGGAGUGGCAGUUAAUAGCUGUUUGCUGGUCAAAAAUAAUGUUCCCUUAUAAAUCUUAA